Molecule: messenger RNA, 434 nt
Organism: Frieseomelitta varia
Lineage: Eukaryota; Metazoa; Arthropoda; Insecta; Hymenoptera; Apidae
Exons: 5
Coding region: 1-372 (123 amino acids)
Source: RefSeq, a predicted model, not a curated record
AUGAGACGCGUGGCAGAGAGUCAUUCGGCUGCUGGAUUUCGUGAACAACUUAGAGUCAGUGAGUCCACCGAGUAUUGCUUAAACGCGCGCGUUGAUAGUCGUUUUUUCUUUUUUUAUAUUUUUUUUUAUUCAACAUUCGUUUUUGGUAUAUUAGAGUCAGUGCUCAAGAGGAUAAGAUCUCUCCAGGAGAUAAAGACCACUCUUCACAGCGUGAAUUUUGUUGUAUUUUUGGGGGAAUAUUCAACAGUGACAAGCCAAGAAUAUCCUCAGAUGCCUUCUCAGUUCCCCUUAUCCUCUAACAAUCUCACGAUGCUUCAAAAACUAAGAAUAAAUUUUUCACGGCGUUUACUUUCACCAUUGAAUUCUCAGUGAUAUCUGCUUGAGGACGAUCUUCACGACGGCUUUCCUUGGUUCAGUGCAGCAUCUUCGCAUCU